AUGAACUGCGACCAGAGCCGUCCCGUGUUCUUCGUGGAUGGAGUUCAGCAGCAGCAUCCUGGUCAGCUGCCCAACUGGCACCAGAGGCGUCGAAGGUUGGACGGUGGCAUCCCCACGCUCGCCACGGUGGUCCUGCUGCUCUUUCUGCUGGUGUUUGCAGCGCUGGGCCUUGGCGGAUACCUGAUGUACAACAUGCAGAUGCAGCUGAAGGAUGUGAUGAAGAUGUCACGCGAGUUCAAGCAAGAACAGGAAUUGAGCAGAGCUGAGAAGCAAAUCGGUUUAGAUGAAGCUGGAGGGGAAAAAAACAAAAAUGACGAAAGGACUGCGGCUCACGUCAUAGGGCGAAUCGAAAAGCACAUCUUCCGCAAAACGCUUCGUUGGGAACCACGCGUCGGCGUCGCGUUCACCGGCGGGGGCGUGUCCUACCGGGUGCAGGACGGCGCCUUGCAGGUUAACCAGAGCGGACUCUACCACGUGUAUUCGCGGGUGGAGCUCAUCUUCAAGCAUUGCUCGCCCACGUCCUCCUUCGAACACAACGUGUUUGUAAGGUCACCGUCGACCCCGGAUAAGACCUUGAUGGAGGCCCACCGGACCGGGUUUUGCUCCCGGCGGAGCGAAGCGAAGGAACGCCACGCUUGGACCGCCGAUAGUUACCUGGCGUCGGUUCUGAGACUCCACCAGGACGACAGGGUCCUGGUCAACGUGUCCCACCCCCAAUUUAUCAGUCACUCCAAUCACGGCAACUUCUUCGGACUCUACAAAAUCUGAUUGGGAGUGAUGUCAUCACAUUGCUGCCAAAAGAGAUCAUUAACACUAAUAUGAUGUGUGUAGCAUUAUAUUUAUUCAACACGAGUCCUUGAGCAGGACUUUUUCAAGAUGAUAAAAGGCAGGCUUAUUUACAUCUUAACAUCUUUUUGUAUUUUGUCAACUCAAAAUUAUUUAUAAAGCAGUAGUAGUAAUUUGAGUCAAGUAAAGAAACGAAAGUGGUUCAACCGCAAUGUUCUUGUCCACAUAUUUUCCCGUUCUAUGGUUGUCAUCACAAUUUCAUUCUUGUAAUGACUGCAAAGAACCAAACAGCACAAAACAAUAUUUUGUAACGAUGACGCAAAUGUUUGUUAACCUCUCCACUGGGUUUUUGUGGGCUACAUAUGUGUUUGAGUUUGCUUUGCAUGCCAGUGAGAUGAAGGCGCUCGGCUGCAUGGAGCUUGGUUCUGCAACAGGUCUGGCAGGCACUUCCUUCCUGUGCUAAUAUUGUCAUCGGGGUCUUGAGCCCUGCGGUGACAGCGGCAGCGGCAGUUUUCUUUGCACCGCAAAAGUCAGCAAUAACUUUGAACUUCACUUAUAUGAGUUUAUCUGUCGGCAGUGUAAAUCUGUUUUUAUCAAAUCACCGCAAAUGUUUUUCCUCAAUUGUUUUAUCAUUAUUUUAUGUUCCAUUUAUUCUUAAAAGGUGAUUUCACAUGUUGUAAAAAACGGUUUUAUAUUUUUGAAUAUUUAAAUAAAGCCUACAUUUUGUAACGGA
Syngnathus typhle (broad-nosed pipefish) is the source of this 1519-nucleotide messenger RNA. RefSeq names its product Fas ligand (TNF superfamily, member 6) (gene faslg). Lineage: Eukaryota; Metazoa; Chordata; Actinopteri; Syngnathiformes; Syngnathidae. Gene Ontology annotation, biological process: immune response; positive regulation of canonical NF-kappaB signal transduction; extrinsic apoptotic signaling pathway via death domain receptors. The transcript has 4 exons. The record is from RefSeq and is a predicted model, not a curated record. Gene Ontology annotation, molecular function: tumor necrosis factor receptor binding. Bases 1 to 768 code for a protein of 255 amino acids. Gene Ontology annotation, cellular component: membrane.